ACAUUACAAUCGUCCAUUUGUCUUUUGACUAGCAAAAUCGUUAUACGUUUGUGAUCUCGUCCUCGUUUCUAAGUUUUUUUACGUUGUGUAUUCUUUUUGUAAUUAUUUUAGAAAAUGUUUCCAGCAGUAGUUGAAUUUCAAGGAGCCCAAUUGCCAAUUAGGCAUGUAAUUUAUAAUCAAGCCACCGAGGGAUAUACCGUCCAUAUUGGAACUAGAUAUGAUAGAAGCCAUGUGAGGCCCGUUACGGAUAUUUUCUUAAACACUGCCGAUAAUUUUCCAACGGGUUCCAUAGUUGUUUCUUAUGAUCCCAUAACUCGAGAGACUGUGCAUGUUUCUGAGCCUGAAGAACACAUUUGUAGAAGGUUAAAUGCUGCAGGCGAAUGUGUUUUAACUGAUUCCGAUGAUAACAUAAGUUCAGAUGAAUCAGGCAGUGAAGAUACAGUUCGUGAAAAACGUCUGUUAAAUAAACGAGUACUAAAAAGAGUGAAGAUUAUAAGCGAAAAAUUGAAAUAUUUCAAUGAGACUACCAAGAAACAAGCGGAAAGUCUUAUACAGGCCAACAAUCGACAAAGGGCGUGGACAAAUCACAUAAUGGAACUACUGGACCGAGUGUCCAUUAAUAUGGCACCCGAAUAAUUUCCAACUUAUAUGACCAACAAAUAUUCAAAAUUCAUAAAGAAUUUUCAAUUGUAUAUAAUAUAUAAAAACCGGGUGUGUUUAUCUCUAUUUCACUUCAUUGACUCAAUUUCACUUAUUUAGUAAAGAUAACACACACCCACAAAA
Molecule: messenger RNA, 783 nt
Organism: Zeugodacus cucurbitae (melon fly)
Lineage: Eukaryota; Metazoa; Arthropoda; Insecta; Diptera; Tephritidae
Exons: 5
Coding region: 115-636 (173 amino acids)
Source: RefSeq, a predicted model, not a curated record